CAUAUUAUGCUUCGUAAACUGAGCGGAUCCAUUUAUAUUUUUCUUCCCUUUAGAUUCAGUUCAUUAAAGUUACAAAACAUCGACUUAUGAAUAUGUACUUUAUUUAAUUUCUUAGUUUAUUUUUCUGUUUAAGAAUGACAGAAUAAGAAUGCAAGUAUGUACCGAAACUCAUUCUAAACUUGGUCUGGAUACCUCGUUUAUUAAAAGUGGCACAUUUCGAAAACAGCUGUUUCUAGCAGUGUGCACAGCGAUAGUAGUUCUCUUUCUGAUACUGAUGGAUAUGUUUCCUUUAAUAUGGAAAACACAAGGGAAAGGCUACUAUGCAAAACCAUCAUUGAAAUGCACUAAUAACAGUAAAAGUACUAUUCGUGUACUGUGUCUCAUCUUAGCAUCAGCAUAUAAAAGCCGGCAGAUGGCAGCAAUAGAAAACACUUGGGCAAAACGUUGUGAUAAAUACCUUUUUAUCAAUGGGCAGACGAACAAUCCACAAAUAGCUGAAACAAUUUUAAAUGUUCCGGUUCUAGAGGAGAGACGUCACCUGACAAUGAAGAUGCGUCAUGCGUUUAAAUAUGUGUACAGAGCAUAUAAAGGCAGUUUUGAUUGGAUAUUAAAAUGUGAUACUGACACCUAUGUUGUUAUGGAAAAUCUUCGGAACCUCCUAUCACACGUCGACCCAUUUCAACCAGGAUACCUAGGUUUUCAUAUGAAGGCAUGGAGAAAUCAUCGUUAUGGUUACAUGAGUGGAGGAGGCGGUUAUGCAAUUAGCUGGCAAGGUUUUCAUCAGUUAAUACAUAAGGGAUUUAAAAACGGCUGCGGUGAGGAAGAUGGUUCAAGUGAGGAUCUCAACAUUGGCUUAUGUUUAGGUGACUCUGACGUACCCGUCUUAAACUCACGUGAUAAGGACGGAAAAGAAACAUUUCAUCCAGCAAACAUACAACGUCUUUUACGUCCACCUCAUCCAAGACCAAUCAGAAAUAGGGCUUGGAAUAAAGUCAGAUUUGUGUGUGGUUACAGACUUUUGUUUGAGGUUUUGAAAGUUGGUUAGCCUACUCUAGGCCGAGAAGCUAUGAAAAUUGUUUACUGCCUCCAAAACGAAAUCCCCAAAUAAGUAUUUGUAUAAAUUACAAAUAAAAAAACAAAUAAAUAAAAUGAAGCCAAACGGAAAGAUGUUUUAUAUUAGAAAAAUACAAAGGGAAAAUGUCUAUUGACAAGUAUUCAAAUAAGCCAUAAAGACCAUCCUGCUGUCAAUUGUUAUAUCCAGCCGUUUCUCUGAAGAAUAUGGUUGUCAGUUUUUCAUAGUUGACCAGUGCCCGGACAGCUUUAUUUAGGACAUUGUCACAUUUUUACCAGUCAGUUAUGGACAUGUUGGUUAUUUUAACAUUUGUGAACGUAAAUUCAUCUGUACAUAAUGGAAAGAAUCAAACUGGUACAUGAUAAAGAAGAAUCACGAUUUAUAACCAAUUUGCUUGUUGUUAUGUGGCGACGUUCAUCCUUGCCCAGGACCUUUUUCUUCUACUGAAUAUUCAACUGCCAGUUAAAGUGAUUAUAAACAUUUCCAGAAACAUAGUUUACACUUUUUACAUAUGAACGUGCGAAGUCUGUUACCUAAACUCCAUGAAAUUAAUCUUGUAGCACGAAAAUCUAAAGCAGCCUGCAUAUGUGUAACUGAUACUUGGUUAGAUAACUGUAUUCCAGAUUUUGAAACUCUUAUUGAAAAUUGCUGUAUACAGAGAAAAGAAAUCGUCACAGGCAAGGCGGUGGAGUGUGUAUUUACAUACGGAAAAAUCUGACAUACAACAACCGCAAUGACCUAAAUCAUGAUGAUCUGGAUGCUACUUAGAUUGAACUGUUAUUACCAAAAUCCGAACCUAUUAUAUGUGGUGCCAUCUGUAGAUCUCCAACACAGCAAAACUUUUACUCUAUUUUAGAUUAUUCAGUUUGUUCCGGUAACAGAAACAUUGUAGAAUUUUAGACUUUAAUGCUUGAAGUUUUUAAUACCUUUGUGUCUUGUACAAAAUCUUAUCCUCUUUUACAGUGGUUUAAGUCAUUUAUUGAUAUGUUUCAAAUUAGUCAGUUCACCAGCGAACCUACUAGAAAUUGUUCUACUAAUUCAACCACAGUUAAUUUAAUUUUGGUAUCAGAUCGUAACAAUAUUUCACAGUCAGGUGUUAUACAUACAUCUUUUAGUGACCACAACAUGAUUACUGCACCAGAAAUAGUACUAAAUCUUUCAUUGGUUCUCAUAACAAUAUUGCUUUAAGAUCUUUGAAAAAAAAUAUAAUAAGGAAGACUUUUAAACAAAUCUUUUAUCAACAGACCGCAAUCCAGAGUUAUUGAGUGAUAAUAUGAAUGAAGCAUGGAACAUUUUCAAGAAGUUAUCUAUAUCUGUGAAAGACAAUAUUUCUCCUGUUAAACAAACACGAUUUAAGCAGAUAUCAGAACCAUUGAUGGACUCAGACAUUCUUCAGGCCAUAAAUGAUAGAGAUAAAGCUUUUAAAGUAUAUACACGAGACAGAAAUAUGGAACAGUUUAAGUCUCUUAGAAAUAAAGUACAGUAUCUAGUUCACAAUGCAAAGACAUCCUAUUUCUCUAAUGCUCUUGAACAGAACAAAACUAAUGCAAAAUCUUUGUGGAGAACUCUAAAUAAUAUUGGAUUACCUUCUACGAAAGGAUCUGCUUUGUCAAGUUUAAAUAUUUGUCUUAACAUUGGUGAUACAAUUCGUUUUGAUAAGAAACUUAUUUCUGAAACUGUCAACAGUUAUUUUUAUACAACUGUUGAAUGUUAACUUGUUGAAAAACUCCCUAAAAGUGUAAAUAAAUUUGGUAGAUGUUUUGCAAAUGCAUUUUAUGCAAACAAAGGAGUUUUUUCCAAAUAUUGUAACUUUUUCAAUCAUGUCAGAAAGAAAAGUUCCUAAAUAUUUAACUUCAUUCCAUGCAAACAAAGCUACUGGCUUAGACAGUAUACUUUCCCGUUCCAUUAAGGAUAGGUGACCUAUCAUGAUUGUAAGUCCCUUAACCCAUAUAGUUAACCUGUUCCUAAUACAAAGUGCUGUACCUGAUGACCUUAAAUCUGCUAGAGUUGUUCCCGUUGUUUAAGAAAAUGAUAAACUUUCUGUUGGUAACUACAUACCAGUCUCAAUUUCAAAUAUUUUUCUAAAGUCCUUGAAUAAGAGGUUUAUGACCUAGUUGAAUCAUUUUAAGGAUAAAGACUUGUUAUAUAUAUUUCAGUUUGGGUUUAGGACUGGGUUUUCUACUGAUACCUGUCUGAUCUACAUAUUGUAGGCUGGUAUUGUUCUGUUAGACCUACAGAAAGCAUUUGGCACUGUUGAUCAUUCCAUACUUUUGAUGAAGCUUCAAGCUUCUGGUCUUGGUAAUGACAUUUUUAAGUGGUUCAAGUCAUAUCUUUUUGAUGUUUCAGGUGUCUUUUCAUCUACUUCAAAUAUUGCUUAUGGUGUUCCCCAGAGUUCAAUAAUAGGGCCUCUCCUCUUUUUAGUUUAUGUUAAUGACAUGUCAGUAGUACUGAAAAAUAAACUUUUGUUAUAUACUAACGAUUCUGAGAUACUGGCAAGAAUUUAUCUGAUGUAGAAAAUGAUAUAUCUGAAGAUUUGUUUUUAGUGAAUCAAUGGCUUAUUGAUAAUAGGUUAUCAUUGCAUGUAGGUAAAACUGAGUCUACUGUGUUUAAUUCAAAGCACAAACUAAGGUCUAAAUCAAAGUUAAAUAUAACUUGUAAUGGCACAGCUACUGACGCAACCACAGCUGUGAAGUAUCUUGGGAAAGAUCAGCAAUUGUCCUUUAGUGCCAUGGCCGACCCAGUUAUUAAAAAAGGCAUUGCUAAGUUUCUAUACCGUAAGAAAGAUUUUCUUAUACUACCAACCAAAAAACUGCCUGUUAUGUCCUUAAUUUAGUGUCAUUUUGAUUACGCUUUCUCUGUCUGGUAUAAUGGAUUGAAUCAAAUCUUAAUAAACAGGUUACAAACAACUCAAAAUAAAUUAAUGAGAUGUGUGCUUAAUCUUGACUCCAGACCCAAGGCAGAUCUUGAACAUUUUAAAUCCAUAAAUUGGUUACCAGUCAGCAAGAGAAAUGAACAAAUCAUGCUGUGUUAUCUUUUAAGGUUAAAAACAAACUAACCCCAGAUUAUUUGGAUGAUUUUUUUGUUCCUCAACAUUCUAACACACACAUAGUACAAGACUUAGUCUAAAAGAUGGCUACUCUCUUCCAAAGGUCAAAGGUCCAGGUUCAAAAUCUUUUAGUUUCAUUAGUUCUAAACUUUGGAACAGUCUUCCAGAGGACAUCACUAAAAUUAACAAAUAUCAGUGAUUUAAGGUAGCCAUAAAAGUCAUUUAAUGCAAAGUAUUCUCUGAUUGUCGAAUGUUAUGUUUUAACAUUGUUUUAAUGCAUUUUAUUGUUUAAUGUUUAAUUUUUCUACUCAGGAAUUUUCUCUUUUUUAUUAUUGUGCCAUGACAUGCUCUUUCUUUUACACUUUGAUCAGAACUGAUUUAACAGUUUCGAUUUCGUUUGAUAGAUUAUCAAAGAUAUAUGCUCAGAUAUUUUCAUACUAUUAGUAACAAUGUGAUAAUAAUUUGUGAUAGUCUGUCUGUGACAAUUUCAAUUUGAUAAUUUUAAUUUAUGAUAUAGAUGUAAUUUUCGUUUAAACAUUAUGUUUUAAUAAUUGCCUCUCUGUGUCAUGCGACUAAUGGUAAGUACCACAUUGGAAAUAAGAGCUUGCUCUUUUUUGUGUUAUUCUAGGUACUGGGAGCAUGCCAUGGUUAUCUUUUGCUUAAUAUAGUUUUUAAUUAUGCCUAUUGUUUUAUUCUACAGUGUGUUUGUUAAUCAUGUAAACGUUAUCUUUUGCCGAAAUCUUUCUCUCUCUCUCUUUAUCUAUCUAUCUGUCUGUCUGUUUGUCUCCAGACGAAACUGUCCGGCUUCAUGACGCAAAAAAAUGAUACCUUUUUCAGGGUUUCAAUCAAUUUUUUCACAUGUUUUGGGCUAUUUCCCGAUGUUAAAAUUUCAAAUUUUUAAAACUUGAUCCUUGUUCCUCUUGGACACAUUUUAUCCUAAGGAGGGGAUUGCCACCCGUCGGCCUAAUGUAUGUUUCGGUUUGAGCGCAUAAUAAUUUUCUAAACUUAUUAUAAAAUCUCAGAAAGAUUACUCGUCAUCAAAACAAGCAAUUUACCAAGUUUUAUUGAAAUUUAUCAAUGGGGUAACAAAUUAUGAUACCGGGUAUUUCAUUUUUUGUCUCAUACGUCUGACAGACGUCCGUUCCGUAGGCACGGUAUAGGCAACGCCCCUAAUUUUCAAAUAUGUAUUUUUAUUAUUUCUUUAGUGAAUCCUUUUAUUUUUCAUGAAAUUUUACUUGGUUAUUGCAUGAUAUGUAAACAACAUAUAAAUGAUAUUUCAGUGAAAUAUGAUGACAGGCUUAAAAAGUAUUCGACAUUGUAAAUAUUUCAAUAUCUUUGCAGACGCUGACGGACUGGCAGACAGAAUUUGACAAACAAUGUUUCGUCAUUAUCUCUACAAAAAUGCAUUAGCUUUACUAAUAAAUGCAUUCAAAAUCUCAGUUUUAUUGUUUUUUAUCACAUUUAUGAUAAAAACGUAAAGAACAUUUAUUUUAAAUUAACAUUUUCUGGUUAUUUAAGACAUUCGCUUCAAGACGAGUGUGUCUGUCGUGGGAUUUUGCGAUACCUAAAUAGAAAGAAUUUUCAUUAUAUUUUAAUUACUUGACAUGUUCUUUAUACCAACAUGUAGGGAAUUAUAUACUCUUGAAAUCUAAAUUUUAUAUUCCUCAGGGUUCUGCAGAACAAUUGCAUCGUCGGACUUGCCGCAUGCCGACCCCAAGAGUUCUGCUCGUGAAUCACUAAUUUCUAGGUUAUAAUUAUAAAUUUGCUACCAACUUAUAGAGAAACAUAUUUUUCUUUGGAAAAUAAACCUCACAUGAAAACAUUGCCAAAACAGGACCAGCACGCUCGCCCCUUCCCAACGCUCUGGGCUUCAUUUGUACUAUUUUUAUGUUCAUUUUCGCCCUCUUUGGGUGAAAACAGCGAAUACUUUCACCUUCUAUGAUGUUGUUUAGCAACAUAUAGUAGGUAGGUGCAUACAUAUGGCAAACAGAUGAUGCUAGUUUAGUCAUGCCAUAUGAUGUUCGCCGCGAAAAUAUGUAAAAAAUAGAAAACAUGAAUUAUUACUGGAUAUUUCAGCAAUUGUGUUGCAAAAACAUCAGAUUAAGGAUCAAUAUUGUCCUCAAUAUUGUCAUUACAAGGCCACGUGUAUUGCUAUCAUAAUGAUACCUCUUCAUUAAAUUCAAUCUAUCCUUUAGGUUACAGU
Mercenaria mercenaria is the source of this 6321-nucleotide messenger RNA. RefSeq names its product glycoprotein-N-acetylgalactosamine 3-beta-galactosyltransferase 1-like. The transcript has 6 exons. Gene Ontology annotation, molecular function: N-acetylgalactosaminide beta-1,3-galactosyltransferase activity. Lineage: Eukaryota; Metazoa; Mollusca; Bivalvia; Venerida; Veneridae. The record is from RefSeq and is a predicted model, not a curated record. Gene Ontology annotation, cellular component: membrane. The coding region runs from base 149 to 1045 and encodes 298 amino acids.